Enterobius vermicularis (human pinworm) is the source of this 1242-nucleotide messenger RNA. The record is from the annotation of a GenBank genome assembly. Lineage: Eukaryota; Metazoa; Nematoda; Chromadorea; Rhabditida; Oxyuridae.
AUGCUUAUUCCAGCGGUACGAGAAGACCGCAUGAGAGGUGGCAGGAACAAAUUUGGUUCUUAUUACAAAAGGGACCGAGCUCAACGGAUGCAACGUAUAGCCCUACGUAGCAAUGCCAACCAAACCUUCUUCACGCAGCAUGUUGCCGAUCAUCACGUAUCCAGCAGCACGCCUGAUCAGACGACGCAUAUUCAGUAUUUUGAGAAUCAUAGCAACCAAAAGUUUAAAACCGAAUACGAUGCAUUACUUCAGUCACCUACACUGUCAAGUAGUACACAGUCGUCAAGUAUAUUUCCCCUAAUUUUUGCUUACUCGCAACUGUUUGAUCAAAAAUCUUUUAACACUUUGUUUACUACUGAUAUUCAUAUUGUCGAUAAAGCUUGGAUAGAAAAAUAUUUUCCGUUUGCAGAUUUUGUUAUGCAGCGGCCAACGACAUAUUUUCCAAACUGUGACAAUUUAGCUGCAUUACUCGGCUCUUCAAUUGACGAUCCGUUGAUGAGAAGUUCAUCGUUUCCAAUAUAUUCGUGUGUAAAGCCAGAACCGUUCGAAGGUUACGGCGAAGCAAAUUUUGCUCCCCAGCCUCCACUGCCCGACUACGCAACAUUUUGUCCAACAUCGUCUUACACAACCAUGUCUGCUAUGGCACCUAUAUCAGCCACAAGUUCAGGUUCAAAUCGGUCGUCACCUUUGCUUCCAAUAUGUCCGGUUCCAACGGAAAAGACCGUCGACAAUGUCUUUUAUGCACCAAAACAAACGGAAAUGCUAACAAGUUGUCGAGCCAGUUUACAGGACCCAAAUUUGCUUAGCCACCUUGUUCACAGUAAAAGCAAUAAAACAUGCGAUGUAUUCCAGUUCUGUAAAUCUGUCAUAGAGGAUAAUCUUAAUCAAUUAGUUAACUGGGCCAAAAAUGCUCCAUAUUUCGAUAAGUUCCACGUCGACGAUCAAAUUGCAAUGCUUCAUACAUCAUGGGCUCCGAUUCAUUUACUUGAUUUUAUGUACCAUAUUUUGCACAGUCACCUUCCACCCACUAUUCAAUUUGCUAAUUCUACAUUGCCGACGUCAACAGUUGCUUUAAUGGGGUUCCACGACUUAACACCAAAGUUUAAUGAACUCUACACUGCACUUCAAGGGAUGCACUUCGAUCAGUGUGAUUACGCAGCCUUUAAAGUCCUUUGCUUAUAUGAAGAUUUCGGUUUGUGUUUUCUCCAAGUUUUCCAAAGUCGCCCUAAUUAUGUUACAUAG